GACGAUCGAUUGACAAAGAACGAGAGAAGCGAACUCAACGAUCCAAAAUGGAUCUUUGAUGAGCAUCAUCAGCAAGUACUGUUGCUUCUGUUGUCGUCAAAAGAGAUACGGGUACUUUGAUUGAUUUAGUUUUUGGAAUAGAAGAGUACUGUUUGAAAAUGAUGGCAUCACGGGGUCGUCUUCCUGCUCUGUAUCUCUCGAGUGCAACCAAACGACAAACGAUACGACAAUCUACUAUCAUUUACAACGUCAACAUCAACACAAGAGUGGUCAGCACAAAUACAAGUACUGCGUCUACCUCAACUGCUACUUCUAGUACUAGUGGUAGUAAUGACAGUCAAACUCUCCAGUGGAAGAGUGUCGCUCUGUUUGGUGCAGGAAUCGCCGUGGGCAGCCUCGUCACUUCUCAGCUGUCUCCGUCCACUUCUUCUCAGGAACCUCCCAUUCAAUAUCCGUCGGGAAUGCCACGUGCUUGUUCUUGUGAAUCCAACAACGAUACUAAUGACAACAACAACAACAACAAUAGUAAGGAAGCAAUCCAUCCGUCCUACCGCAAUUUAACGCAAGCCCAACAAGACUUACCCGCCGUCUUGGCCAAGAUUGUGGGACCCGAAAAUGUCCUUGAUGGAACGGCCGCAACACCCACUACCCAAACAACGCCCUUUCUCAAAGGCAUGCGAUUGGGACAAGGUCCUUCCUUGGCCAUUGUCACGCCACGACGACUCGCUCAUGUCUACGAAAUAUUGCCGCAUAUUUUAAAUGCCAACUGUGUCAUAUUACCACAAGGACAAAAUACCGGAUUGACGGGAGGAUCGACACCGCGCAGCAAUUCUACUAAUAGCGACAGUCGACCCACGGUCGUCAUUUCCUUGAAAUACAUCGAUACGAUUAUUCCACUCGAUGGCGGCAAGCGCGUGCUCUGUUUGCCGGGCGUUGGAUUGGCAUCGCUCGAUCGAUUCUUGCAGCAGCAUUUUCCCGACCGCGAAUCGCAUGCCAAUUUGGGAUCUACCUUUUUGAAUCCCACUACCGCGGCGGGUAUUGCCUUGGGGUCGGGUGGUACGCAAUGUCUUCGUAAAGGACCUGCAUUUACGACACGAGCGCUCUAUUUGCGCAUUUCACAAGAUGCCAAAUGGAAACAACCCGUCGUACAAGUUGUGAAUACACUCGGCAUUAAGCAAUUCACAACCCAAAAGCCCAUUGUCGGGUCGGAUUCCAAACAUUACAAUGCCGUUUACAAACUCGAUGCUUACACGGAAACCAUCAAACGAGGAUAUCAUUAUCCACAAAUGUGUCACACCGAUGCCAAUUGUCACGAUCCAGCGCACAAUCACAACUAUCCACACGAUUUGUGUCACCACAAUGAUCAAGUCACACGGUUCAAUGCCGAUACGCACGGCAUUGACUGUAAUCGAUCCGAAGGCAAAGUGGUCAUUUUGGCGACCAUUCACGAUACAUUUCCCAAACCAAAAUCGCGCAAAUCCUAUUGGAUUGGAUUUGCGUCCAUGGAGUUGGCAUUGGAAUUUCGACGGACGGUUGCCUUACAAAAUCCACACGAUUUGCCACUUGCCGUCGAAUACGUCGAUCGCGAUGCCUUUGAUGUCAUGGAUCAAGCGGGACGCGCCAUGGCGACCAUUAUUUCCUGGUUGGGAAGUUCCUCCCAAUUGGUGCAAACACUGUGGCAUGUCAAACUGUAUCUGGAAUCACUGCCGUUCCAGAGUGCUCCCAUUUGGAUUGAUACACUCUUGUAUAAUGUCAAUAAUUUGUUUCCUUCGGUACUCCCGUCGGCUGUUCGACAGACCGGUACCACCAUGGAUCAUCACGUCGCCAUGACGGUGGGAGAUUUUGGGGACGGCGGAAUGGAACAGUUACUGGCGCGACUCGAUGCCUUUUGCAAAAGACAUGGACCCGACAAGAUCGUCGUUCACGAUUGUUCCAAUGCCACGGCACAAUUGGAUGCCUUUCGAUUCGUCGCCGCACCGGCGUUUCGAACGUGGUGUGUCGGUAAUCGCGUGCAAGGAUUCAGUGUCGACUAUGUCUUGCCCAAAAAUGCCGGGCAAGCGCCGGUCCUUUCAAAGAGCCCGUUGAAACGCAUGCGCUACUCCCAUUUUGGAUGCAACGUCGUUCACGAAGAUUUGGCGUAUGCGCCCGGAGUCGAUCUGGAAGAUGCCAAGCAUGCUCUCAAAGACACGGUGGAACGAGAGUGUGGCGGCAAAUUGCCCGCGGAACAUGGACAUGGUACCGAAUAUCAUGCACCACCGGAUACACAACAACGAUGGCAAGCCAUGGAUCCCAUGAAUGUACUCAAUCCGGGUGUGGGCGGUCUUUCGACCGAACCAGGGUAUGGUAAAUAA
Seminavis robusta is the source of this 2351-nucleotide messenger RNA. The record is from the annotation of a GenBank genome assembly. NCBI's taxonomy places the organism in Eukaryota, Bacillariophyta, Bacillariophyceae, Naviculales, Naviculaceae.